Vicia faba (fava bean) is the source of this 342-nucleotide messenger RNA. Lineage: Eukaryota; Viridiplantae; Streptophyta; Magnoliopsida; Fabales; Fabaceae. The record is from the annotation of a GenBank genome assembly.
AUGGUCGGUACUCGCCAAGGAACAAAUACUUCUGGAAAGGAUAAUAAAAAUGUGAAGAAGUUCCCAAGUGAAGGAACAAUUCCUAAAAACCCUAUAAAUGAUCCCUCUGUUGAUGUUAAUCGAAGUUCCAUUUGUAAGGAUGUUUUUUGUGAUGUGAAAAACAUCAUGAUUGAAAUUGUGAUAAAAAAAGAGGAGUCCAGUGAGGAGGAAAUUGGAGCCACUCAAGAUGAUGGCAAUAAUGUUAGUAAGGAAGUUAGCGAUAAUGCAGAUGACCUUUCACAGACUGAAGAAAAUGUUUCUAAGGACAAUGUUGAUGAGUAUGAUGAAAAUUAUUCUCAAUAA